This is a messenger RNA of Linnemannia hyalina, 495 nucleotides long. The record is from the annotation of a GenBank genome assembly. Lineage: Eukaryota; Fungi; Mortierellomycota; Mortierellomycetes; Mortierellales; Mortierellaceae.
AUGGCCAUACCCUCGACCGUGCUCUCGACCUUCUCGAUGACUUUGAAAGAACAGGCCCAAGAUGAUCAAGGAAUCGUUGAUUUCGGGCAACUUGUGGAUCUAAUCGAUAUCGGGAAAGGCUCUUUGGCAACCAAGCCAUGUCAAGGUCAGAAGAUCGAUGUGACAAUCAAACUGGCUAUCGAUAUCUUGCAGAUUGUCGUGCCUCUGUGUGUUGUGGAUCCAAUCCAUCGUCCCAUGGAUACGAAACGGAAGUCGCAGGGCGUCUGGGAACAGGUCUUCGAUACCCUAUUUGCGAAAACAGUCGUUAAUGCUGUCUUUGAGAUGAAGGCCCUGCAUUCGACUGCAGAUGAGGUGGAGGUGAUGAUUGGACGUGAACUCGCUCUUCAAAGAUUGAACUAUGGAUCAGAGGAUGCCACACCCAUGUCCACAUUCUUGAAAGUUCGGACCUUUUAUACUCCCAAGAAGAACAGAUCCAUGCCUUCGCCCAUGAAGUAA